CCGGGCGAGGACGGCCGCCGGGCCCCGCCUCCUCCCCGCCCCGCCCGCCGCCGCCGGAGCUGGGAGCCGCGCGGGCAGGCCCGCCGCCGCCCGUCCCCGGUCCCCGGUCCCCGGUCCUCGCCGCGGGGAGAGCGAUCGCGGCCGGGCGGGCGGAGCCGCGGCGCAUGGCGGGCCCGCGGGGCGCGCUGCUGGCCUGGUGCCGCCGCCAGUGCGAGGGCUACCGCGGCGUGGACGUGCGCGACCUGAGCGGCUCCUUCCGGGACGGCCUGGCCUUCUGCGCCAUCCUGCACCGGCACCGGCCCGACCUGCUAGAUUUUGAUUCGCUUUCCAAGGACAAUGUCUUCGAGAAUAACCGUUUGGCCUUUGAAGUGGCUGAGAAGGAGCUGGGCAUUCCUGCUCUCCUGGACCCCAAUGACAUGGUCUCCAUGAAGGUCCCCGACUGCCUCAGCAUCAUGACCUACGUGUCCCAGUAUUACAACCACUUCGCCAGCCACGGCCAAGCCGGUGUCUCAGCUCCCAGGAAGGGCCUGUCCCCCUCCUCCCCGCCGCCCACUCCAGCGGAACCGGAAGACAGGGCUCAGGGCGAGGAGCUGGCCUCCGGGCAGCUGUCGGAGCCGGAGGGGGGCGCCCAGCGGCCCCCCAGCAGCGUGUGCGCGGCCUGCGGGCAGCACGUGCACCUGGUGCAGCGGUACCUGGCGGAGGGCCGGCUCUUCCACCGGCACUGCUUCCGGUGUCGGCAGUGCUCCAGCACCCUGAUCCCCGGGGCCUACCGGGCCGGGCCUGAGGAGGGCACCUUCGUGUGCGCGGAGCACUGUGCCCGGCUGGGCCCCGGCGGGCGGGGGGCCAGGCCCCGGUCCCCACCACAGCCGGAGCGACAGCAGGAAGAAGGCAGGGACGCGGCAGCGGAGGCCACGGAUGUGGAGGGCGGCGGCCCCAGCCCGAGGGCGGCCGCGGGGGCUGAGGCCCGGCCCCGGGUGCCCACCAAGCCCUGCGUUCCGGACAGACCGCCGGAUCCGGCCAGCCCCCAGGCCGGCCGCCCCAUGCCCGCCCCCAGGAAGACCGUGGAGGGCACAGCCCCGCCGCCCUCCGUGCCCCCGACGCCCCGGCCCCGGUCCAGCCUGCAGCCGGAGAACCCGGUGGAGCAGGGAGGCAGCAGCCUGGUGAACGGACGGCUGAACGAGCCCCCCGUCCCCAAGCCGAGAGGGACGCCCAAGCUGUCAGAGAGGACGCCCGCCCCCCGGAAGGACCCUCCCUGGAUCGCGCUGGUCCAGGCGGAGACGAAGAAGAAGCCGGCCCCCCCGCCCCCGGGCAGCAGCCCCCGGCCGCCCGGCCGGGACAGCAGGCGGGCGGAGGACGGCGGCGAGGAGGCGGCCCCCAGGAGCCCGGCGGCCGCUGGCCCGGAGCCCAAGCCCUACAACCCCUUCGAGGAGGGGGAGGGGGAGGCGGAGGAGCCGCCUGCUGCACCCAGUCCGGCCACCAGCCCUGCCCAGGCCCCCCCGGAGUCCGCACCCAAGUCCCUGCACCCCUGGUACGGCAUCACCCCCACCAGCAGCCCCAAGACCAAGAAGCGCCCCGCCCCCCGGGCGCCCAGUGCGUCCCCGCUCGCCCUCCACGCCUCCCGCCUCUCACACUCGGAGCCGCCCUCGGCCACCCCGUCGCCGGCCCUCAGCGUGGAGAGCCUGUCCUCCGAGAGCUCCGGCCAGCCCACCGGCGGGGCCCUCCUGGAGCUGCCGGCUGUGCCCAAGAGCUCCUCCGAGCCUGCCGUCCACGCCCCCGGCACCCCCGGCACCGCUGCCAGCCUCUCCGCCGACUCCUCCCUGUCCUCCUCGGGGGAGCUGGCGCAGCCCGCCCCGGACCGGACGCCUCAAGCCAGCCCCGGCCUCGCCCCCAAGGCCAGGGGCAGCCCGGGCGCCCCGCCAGCCAAGCCCUGCAGCGGCGCUGCCCCCACCCCUCUCCUGUUGGUGGGAGACAAGGGCCCCGGGCCUUCGCCUGGCACCUCAUCCCCACAGCUCCAGGUAAAGUCUUCCUGCAAGGAGAACCCUUUUAACCGGAAGGCGUCGCCCACAGCGUCCCCCGCCACAAAGAAAGCCACCAGAGGACCCAGGCCGGCCCGGCCCCCGGCCCCGGGACACGGCUUCCCACUCAUCAAGCGCAAGGUCCAGGCUGACCAGUACGUCCCCGAGGAGGACAUCCACCGCGAGGUGGACACCAUCGAGCGCCAGCUGGACGCCCUGGAACUGCGUGGGGUGGACCUGGAGAAGAGGCUGCGAGGCGGGGUGAAUGAGGGCCACGAGGACGACAUGCUGGUGGACUGGUUCAGGCUCAUCCACGAGAAGCACCUGCUGGUGCGACGGGAGUCCGAGCUCAUCUACGUCUUCAAGCAGCAGAACCUGGAGCAGCGCCAGGCCGACGUGGAGUAUGAGCUCCGGUGCCUCCUCAACAAGCCCGAAAAGGACUGGACGGAGGACGACCGCGGCCGGGAGAAGGUGCUGAUGCAGGAGAUGGUGACCCUCAUCGAGCAGCGCAAUGCCAUAGUCAACUGCCUGGAUGAGGACCGGCAGAGGGAGGAAGAGGAAGAUAAGAUGCUGGAAGCCAUGAUUAAGAAGAAAGAGUUCCAGAAGGAGGCUGAAUCCGAGGGCAGCAAGAAGGGCAAGUUCAAGAAGGUGAAGGUGCUGAAGCUGCUGACACCAAAUAAGCGUGACGCCAAGAGCAAGUCCCCCGGGGACAAGAGCUAACAGCGAGGGCACCCCCUCCCGCCGGCUCAGCCUGUCCGGCCUGGUUCCGACGACUCAGAUGCUGUGACAGACCCGAGGAGAAAGCUCCUCGGUCCUUCCCCUGAGGUGUGCGCAGGCCUCCUGCCUCCAGGGUCCUGCUCGCAGGCAGAGAGCAGGGCUUGGCUGCGUGGCUGCCUCCUGCCCGCCGGGCCGGCUCGGUCCCCGUCCUCCUCGCCGGGCGGGUGGCCAGUCUGCUUCUCCCUCGGGAGCUCUAUUUAUGACGUCUCCGUGUCACUCAGUGACUGUGUCCUCAGCUGAGUGGGGCUGAUGGACGAAACCCUCCCUCUGUCUCUAAGUUCUAGGAGGUGCUUCCCUCGCUCCUUGCUCUGUAGGGACCUCGCAGGACAGGGGCUGUGCUGGCCGCACAGGGAGCUGAGUCUCCCCAGGAGUCUCGGAGGCAGGCUCGGUGGCAGCUCCCGAUGGACUGAGGGGUCUGCUUCGCGUAGGUGCUAAUCCCGAUCUGACACUGGAGUGAGGCCCAUGGAGGCUCCCCACGCCCCCCAGGGGGUGCGGGCCCAUCCCUGCGUGUGUCACCACCUGUCUGUCUCCUCACACCCCUGUUGCUUGUUCUUCCCCCACCUGUUCCCACCAGAGGACUGAGGCCACUCCCCCCUGGGAGGAGCGGGGGCCGGGCCUUCUCCCUGGACUGUGCCAGCAGCUCUCGGCCGAACCCGCGGCUAUAGCUGGUCUGGGGCCUCAGGCCCCUUCCUCAGCACCCCUCUGGGAAGGAUGGCACUGUGUUACGCCCACAAUAAACGGAGACCUCCUCACUGCAGUGCCCGCAGCCUCGGUGCUGUGCCUGGCCAGCUCUGCCUUCCUUCCCGCCUCCAGGUGCCCGGCCUCACUGGGGCCCAGGAGGCGUGGACGGCUUUGGCCUCACUGCUGCCCUGGGGCGGGACGCCCUGGCAGCCCCCUUCUCGUGUGCCUACUGCUCUGGGGCCGGGUCGCCGACUCCAGGGCCUUCCAGGGGCCAGGAUGCGCGGGCCGCGAGCGGUGGCUCCACUGAGCUGCCUCCAUGUCAGGAGACUCGGGUGGUGGGAAUGUGCCGUGUCAUCAUAUCUUUCCAUUUUUCAAAAGAAGCUAGAAAUCCAGA
Pipistrellus kuhlii (Kuhl's pipistrelle) is the source of this 3867-nucleotide messenger RNA. It is a transcript of the gene MICALL1, whose product is annotated as MICAL like 1. Gene Ontology annotation, molecular function: protein binding. Lineage: Eukaryota; Metazoa; Chordata; Mammalia; Chiroptera; Vespertilionidae. The transcript has 16 exons. Bases 165 to 2735 code for a protein of 856 amino acids. The record is from RefSeq and is a predicted model, not a curated record.